AUGGAAAAUAUUUUCGAAGACUGGAGUAAAAGAGAUUACAAUAAUUUUGUGAAUGCAUCUGCUAAAUAUGGGAGAAAUGCACUUCAGGAAAUAGCUUCCGAAAUAGAAGGUAAAACUUUAGACGAAGUAAAAGCAUAUGCUAAAGUCUUUUGGCAACGUUAUCAGGAAUUACCUAAUCAUGAAGAAAUUAUUGCAAAGAUUGUUAAAGGAGAAAGUAAACUGCAACAAACAGUUGGUAUUCAGGAAUUACUCAGAGCGAAGGUGGCACAAUAUCGAACACCCGGUCAUCAAUUGCAGGUAUCAAAUCAAGCAAAGGGAAAGACAUUGUUUUCGGAAGAAGAAGAUCGAUAUCUGUUAAUUGCACUCGCAAAAUACGGAUAUGGAACUGAGGAUGUGUAUGAGAAAAUACGGAACGAAAUUGAAAAUGCUGAAGUAUUUAGGUUUAAUUGGUUUAUCAAGUCGAGGACCGCUGGAGAGAUUGCCCGACGUUGUACCACACUUAUCAAUCUUAUACAAAAAGAGCAUGGCGAAGAAGAAGCAGCGCAACCUGUACAGGAAGAAAAGAAACUCAAAAAAUUUCUCAGAAAUUCUUUGUGCGUUAGACGUGUUAGACAUAUAUCUUUUAUCCGUAAGAUUUUAACAGUUGCCUUACCAUCAAGAGCAAUAGAACUAUUUUCUUCAACCUUCAGUGAAUACAAUAUUGACAAUAUCUAUAUAGAUGACUUUCACCUUAUAGAUAAUAAUAUCUAUAUGGAUAAUUCCUUUAUAGAAGUAGACAACUCUCAUGAAGAUCCCUAUGUUAAUGAAUCUGAUAACCUGAAAACAGAGGAAUGGGAAAAAAUAAAGCAAUUUGUUAAGAUUCUUAAACCAUUUCAGAAUACAGUAACAAUUAUGUCAAUAUGGGAAUAUUCAACCUUAACUAUAGUUGUUUCUUUAUAUUAUAUGCUUUUUGAAACUUUAAAUGAAGUUAAAAGAAAAAAUGGUGUACCAUAUUGGCUAAUUCAAG
Molecule: messenger RNA, 1006 nt
Organism: Cetraspora pellucida
Lineage: Eukaryota; Fungi; Glomeromycota; Glomeromycetes; Diversisporales; Gigasporaceae
Source: the annotation of a GenBank genome assembly